CUGGAAGAAUGUCUCCGUUCUUUUGCGCCAUUUUCUUGCUCGACCUCUCAUCGCUGGCCAUAUGCACCGGAGCCGAUAACUUCAGUCAAAUCUUCGAGUGGAAUGAAUUGGAUUACGUGUGGCCCUCCGAGGCAAACAGGACAGAAGUCUUGCAAAAUAGAACUUUCAUACCAGACAAUGUUGAACCUCGAUACAUGGCUGUCUACGGAACAAGGAUCUUCCUCAGCCUAUUUAAAUAUAAUAACAUUCCUGUCACUCUGGUUGUCUUGCCGACGAGCAGCGCGUCCUCUGCAGCCCCGAAGCUCACUCCAUUCCCUUCGUGGGACAUGAAUGGGAAUGGAGACUGCAACAAAAUUGAAGUUGCAAAAGGGCUGCAAGUGGAUUCCGUUGGAAGACUGUGGGUGUUGGACAGUGGUAGCGACAAAUGCAAUGACAAAAUAUGGACCAUCGAUUUAAUCAACAACGAUCAAACCAAACUAAUUCAUCGAUUUUCUUUUCGCUAUUUUAUGCACGACUUGGUGCUGGAUGAAACGCCACACGGAACCUUCGCCUACAUCUUGCAUAAGCGUGAUGUCAACAUUGUCGUGUUUAGUCUGGAAAGAAACCAGUCUUGGACAGUGGACACGCCAGGAAUCGUGUUUUAUUCCAUUGCACUGUCCCCUAAGGAGGAACCAAGACAUCUUUACCUUGGCGAUUGGCGCUCGAAAGAGCUGUAUUCAAUUCGUUCCACUGCCACACUCCGCAACGGAACUAGAACUGCUAAUCCGGAACUAAUCGGAAAAUGGACUGCACUGCCAUGCAGAAUUCUGGUGGACAACAACGGGAAUAUGUUAGCUGCCUUUUUUAGGGCGAAUUACGUACACUACUGGAACACAUCCCAGCCAUUUGAGGAGCAGCCUUUUUAUGAGGACACUGGUCUGGAAUCCUCUUGCCCCUUUACUUUUGCCCUGGACCAAAAUGGAACCCUUUGGAUGAUUUCGUUAAACUACAAAGGAAAGCCAAGAUACAGGCUUUUGAAGGCUGCAGUCGGAGCCAAAUCUCUCAAAGCCUCGCCAGAACUAUCCGUCAUUCUGAUCUGCUCCAUCGUGUUCUGCGUAAUCCUGCCGAGUCUGGUCAUUCUUUGGCUCAUCCUGAGACACAGGAGGAACAAUAAUUCCCUUCCAUCAAACACCAACGAGACCCAGGAAAUGUCCGUCUUUCCCAACGAGCCACCCGAGUACCACGAAGUCCAAUAUGGAGAUUCGGGAGGCGCCGCCGAGUACGAAAACGUCGGCGCCGAGGAAGGACUGUACGAUGAAGUCAAAUACGACCAGGUUGGUGCCACGCCCCCUUCUCCUGGUCUCUACGAGCAGCCGAUAUGUCUCAGCCCGCGAUCGGCGAGAAGAGUGAAAGCGAUGCCUGAGAGGCCGCGGACUUUCGAGAAUUUUGGAGAGGCGCCUCUUGCUCCAGUCGAAAACGACGACGUCGGCCCUCCUGAACCGGAACCUCUCUACGAUGAAGUUGCACCGGAUUACUCCACACCACGUUUCGAUGACACUUCUUCUGAAUCGGCGCAGUACCUGAAAAUCCUGCCAUGAGCACCAACUGAUGGCAUUUUUAUAAGAUAAGAUAUAAUAUCCUCUUCAACAUGUGUUUUGUAAUUAUUUUAGGGGAAAAACUUGUUUUAAAUAUAAUUAUU
Cloeon dipterum is the source of this 1678-nucleotide messenger RNA. Its product is annotated as protein yellow-like. The transcript has 4 exons. NCBI's taxonomy places the organism in Eukaryota, Metazoa, Arthropoda, Insecta, Ephemeroptera, Baetidae. Bases 9 to 1577 code for a protein of 522 amino acids. The record is from RefSeq and is a predicted model, not a curated record.